Vigna unguiculata (cowpea) is the source of this 1203-nucleotide messenger RNA. Its product is annotated as Homeodomain-like superfamily protein. Lineage: Eukaryota; Viridiplantae; Streptophyta; Magnoliopsida; Fabales; Fabaceae. The record is from RefSeq and is a predicted model, not a curated record.
UUAUGCUUAUAUUAUACCCUGUCUUUGCGGAAUGGGGGCGGAACGAACAAACAAUAAAGUGAUUUCCUUUUUUAUUAUUUUAGUUGUUUGGAAAAGGAUUGUGAUUGGCCGUGGUUGCAGAGUGUGUUGUUUUUUUGAUGGGUGUUUGCGAUUAGGUGUUAGGCAGGAACUUGUUCUUAGAAUAUGUUGCAUUGCAGUGUUGUCCAUUUGAUGCUAUAAACUCUGUGUUGCGUCUUUAUGAGAGAGACAGAGACUGAGCCCACAACUUGCUCGGCUUUGGAUGCGGAGGAUGAAGAGGAGAAUGAUGAGAAUUCAUCAACAAGCACUGAAGGAAAUGGCCCUAGAAAGAGGAGGAGAAAGACGGUGAGAAAGCUUGAAGUUUUUGUGAAGAAUUUGGUGACAAAGGUGAUGGAGAAGCAGGAACAGAUGCACAAACAGUUGGUGGAAAUGAUAGAAAAGAAGGAAAGGGAAAGGAUAAAGAGAGAAGAAGCUUGGAAGAAUGAGGAGAUGGAGAGAAUUAGAAAAGAGGAAGAGGCUAGGGCCGAAGAAAAGUCUCGGAAUUUGGCCCUGAUAUCCUUCAUUCAGAAUCUGUUGGGCCAGGAGAUUGAAAUCCCCCAAGCAGUAGAAGCAUGCAGCAAAAGAGAAGAGGGAGAAGUUGAAGUGAAUGGUCAUAAAGAAUUGAAUAGUGAUCCUAGUAAGAGUAGAUGGCCUGAUGUUGAAGUGCAAUCACUUAUCACAGUGAGAACUUCAUUGGAGCACAAGUUCCGUUUCAUGGGAUCAAAAGGGUCAAUAUGGGAGGAGAUAUCUGAAGCAAUGUAUGGGUUGGGCUAUAAUCGCUCUGCCAAGAAGUGUAAGGAGAAGUGGGAAAACAUCAACAAAUACUAUAAAAGGACAAUAGGGAGUGGCAAGAAGAGGCGUCAAAAUAGUAAAAGUUGCCCUUAUUUUGAUGAGUUGGACAUUCUGUAUAGAAAUGGCCUCUUAAGUGUUGGAAAUGCCUUGAGCAAUACCACUGAUGCUCCCCAGAAUGAAGAAAAGGAGUAGACUCAAACUUCAAUACUACUUCAUAGUCAUAGAUACGCCUUAUGUAUAACUUCUUUCACUUCAGUGUUUAUUUACCCAUUCUUCUUUUUAGUGACAAUAUACAAUCCUUUAACUCUGCUUUUAAAGUUUUAAAUAUGAAGCUCAUUGGGUUGAUAUCUUUAA